CCGGUACUAUCGUAACAGAGGGCCCACUUGAUGCCGGUCUCUAUAGCGAGCCACCGGUGACCUGCUCCCGCCACUGAUGCAGGUAGCUAGUAACUCAAAAGACGGUUUACUCACCUGAAAGUCUUCUGUGCCCACUCCUCAAUCAAAGUUCCUACAUUUGGUUACCUUCUCUUAUACAAGACUACCACUAUCAUUCAUUUGUUUGAUAGACUAUAGCAGAUAUCGUUCCAAGGAUCACGCGAUGCCUUUCUCCUUUAUACAGAGGUGGAGCAGUUGGGCCUCAUUGACUGUUUUGGCUAUCAUUAUCUCCUCAGUCACCGCUGGCCAACUCCAGUUCUGCCGUGUCGAUGAAUCUUUACGCACUGAUCAAUGUCUCGCAGUAUCAACAUAUCACAACGAAACCAGCAACUCUGAAGACUUCUACCUCCUCGUUUCUGCAAAGUUCGAAAACCGAAUCGGCUAUGCAGCGUUCGGAACGGGCGCGACAAUGGACGGGUCGUUGAUGUUUGUGUUAUAUCCAGGAGCGGGGGAAAAAGAUGUCGUGAUGAGUCUUCGCACGACCAAUUACCACUAUCCUCCUGAGCCUUCAGACGACAUGCCAGACUACCAGACUAUCAAGACGUGGAUUGAUGGAGACUACUACAAUGCCCAAGUCGUCUGCUAUAGCUGUGAUACGUGGCAUCGCAAUGCCGCGGAUGUUACGUCGAAGAAACAGAAAUGGAUAUUCUCGAAUCAGUGGGAAUACGUCAUGCAAACGAACGAUCUCAAAAAGCCAUUGGGUCUUCAUAGCGAUUACGGUAUCUUUGAGCUCGACAUGACAGUCAGUCACUACGCGGACAAAACACCCGUUGCACCCGAUCUAGUUGAAAACGGUAGGAAAUUGAUAGGCGCAGAGGCCAAUACCUCAUGGAAACCCAGCCAGCUUUUCGCUAUUCACGGCCUGUUGCUAGCGUUUGCAUUUGUCGUUGUAAUGCCAUUAGGUGUUGCUGGCAUUCGGAGUGGGCAUCCAAAAGCAUUCAAGAUACACUGGGUCAUCCAGCUUUCUUCGGUCGCAUUGGCUGUCUUGGGAAUUUCAUGGGGCAUCUAUUUGUCUUGGGGACACCCAAUCACUAUUGCAACUUCAACUGGUGCUCACAAAAUUCUCGGGUUCGCACUGCUAAUUUCAAUUCUUCUUACGCCAAUGUUCGGUUAUCUGCACCACGUGCAAUAUCUUAAAAUUAGGCGCGCAACUGCCGUCACUCUCUGGCAUCGCCGAUUCGGUUCAUCAAGCUUGGGGACUGCUUGGAUCAAUGUUAUUCUAGGUUUAGUGAUUGCAGAUCAGCCAAUCUGGUAUUUCCUUAUUGGUAUUGGAUUCAUGGUUUGCUCUGCAUAUAUUAUCUACUCUGCGCCAACAUUGCGUGCACGUUUUACUAAAACAAGUAGCACAAUCGGAGAGUACAGUGCUGUAGAUAAUGAAGAAGGAUUAGAGCAGGGCCUUUUACGCAAAGAGACUGAGGAGAGCUAAAUGUUAGGGUUUACCUGUAACCAAGUGGGCUAUAGAGAGAAUUAAAACAUAGUCUCCUAGAGUAACUUUGAAUUAAAUGUGUC
Messenger RNA from Aaosphaeria arxii CBS 175.79, 1587 nucleotides. RefSeq names its product iron reductase domain protein. Lineage: Eukaryota; Fungi; Ascomycota; Dothideomycetes; Pleosporales. The coding region runs from base 242 to 1504 and encodes 420 amino acids. The record is from RefSeq and is a predicted model, not a curated record. The transcript has 6 exons.